This is a messenger RNA of Hemibagrus wyckioides, 3929 nucleotides long. It is a transcript of the gene eif4g2b, whose product is annotated as eukaryotic translation initiation factor 4, gamma 2b. Gene Ontology annotation, cellular component: eukaryotic translation initiation factor 4F complex. The transcript is spliced from 22 exons. The record is from RefSeq and is a predicted model, not a curated record. NCBI's taxonomy places the organism in Eukaryota, Metazoa, Chordata, Actinopteri, Siluriformes, Bagridae. Gene Ontology annotation, molecular function: protein binding; translation initiation factor activity; mRNA binding. The coding region runs from base 1 to 2997 and encodes 998 amino acids.
AUGGCUAUGGCAGAGUGCUCUGGUGGGGACAGUGGCAUCCGGGGCUUAGUAGCUUUAUACUACAACCAAGCCCAGGGCAAAGACAACUGUGAACUGGUCCAAGAGCUGGCAGUGAGGAGCUGUGCGACCCAGAUAGUGGCGGCCCAGAUAGUGGGAAUGCACCAACAAGGCAGUGUGCCAGAGACCAGUGUAAGUGCCGCUGACCAGCAAGGCAGGCAAUUGCCUUUGUCAGAGCAGGAGAGAAACCCCAUCCUGGGCUCGGUCUUUCCUCCACCCCACCCUUUCUUCAUUAUUCUUUGGAAGAUUCAUCGUUAUCAAGCCGCCAAAGUGGAGAGUGUGAUCGCAGAAGGGGGUUCUUCUCGUUUCAGUGCUUCUUCGGGCGAAGGAGGAGGUAGGGGUGCACCUGAGCACGAUCCCAAGACUGCUGGAAACAGCGAGUACCUGGGGAAAACCCCAGGGCCUAGCGUUCAGAAAUGGGUUCCUUCACGAAGCACUAGACGAGAUGUCAACUCCACUGAUGAAAAAGAGCAUCAGGAUGCAAUAUUUAGAAAAGUAAGAGGGAUACUUAAUAAACUGACCCCUGAAAAGUUUGACAAGCUAUGCCUUGAGCUCCUCAAUGUGGGCGUAGAUUCUAAGCUCGUCCUCAAAGGAAUCAUCUUGCUGAUCGUAGACAAAGCCCUAGAAGAGCCAAAAUACAGCUCACUCUAUGCUCAGCUAUGUCUGCGUUUGGCAGAGGAUGCACCAAACUUUGAUGGCCCAGGACCUGAGAUUCAAAACCCACAAAAACAGAGUACAACUUUCAGAAGACUUCUGAUUACCAAACUUCAAGAUGAAUUUGAGAACCGCACCAAAAAUGUUGAAAUCUAUGACAAAAAAGACAGCCCUCUCACUUCAGAGGAAGAGGAGCAGCGUGCCAUUGCCAAGCUCAAGAUGCUUGGUAACAUUAAAUUUAUUGGGGAACUUGGCAAACUUGAUCUCAUCCAUGAAUCUAUCCUUCAUAAGUGCAUCAAAACACUUUUGGAAAAGAAGAAGAGAAUCCAGCUUAAGGAUAUGGGGGAGGAUCUGGAGUGCCUCUGUCAGAUAAUGAGAACUGUGGGUCCUAGACUUGAUCAUGAAAAAGCCAAGUCUUUGAUGGAUCAGUACUUUGGUCGCAUGCGAUCGUUAAUGAACAACAAGGACAUGCCAGCCAGGAUUCGUUUCCUAUUGCAAGACACGCUGGAGCUACGGGAGAACAAUUGGGUUCCUCGCAAAGCCUUUAUUGACAACGGACCAAAGACGAUUAAUCAGAUUCAUCAGGAUGCAGUGAAGGAAUUGGGUGUCUUCAUUCCACCCAUGACCCAUGGAUUGAGAAUGGACUUUUUUCUGGAGGGGCCCUUCAUGCCAUUCAAGAUGAAAUUGGACCGAGAAACUCUGGGAGGAUUGGCUGACAUGUUUGGACAGAUGCCAGGCAGUGGUAUAGGAACUGGUCCAGGAGUAAUCCAGGACAGAUUCUCACCCACACUGGGACGUCACCGCACAAACCCGCUUUUCAAUGGCCACAUGGCUUUUGCACAGCCAUCUCAGUUUGACUUGGCUAUUAACCCCUUUAUGAAGUCUAAUCAGGGACAGAAUCAGCAUUUCCAGAUCCAUUCUGCCCAGCAGCAAGUUCAGUCCAAGGACAUGCACCCACGCUUCAAGAAGGGGCAACUCAAUGCAGAUGAGAUUAGUUUGAGACCAGCUCAGUCAUUCUUGUUGAAUAAGAACCAAGUAUCAAAGCUUCAGCCUCAGAUUCCAACCAUGAUGCCACCCAGUGCUCAGACACCACCACUUGGACAGCCUCCACAGCUUGGUCUGAAAACUAAUCCGCCUUUGAUCCAAGAAAAACCUCAGAAGACCAGUAAGAAGCCUGCCCCUACCAAGGAGGAAUUGAUCAAAAUGACAGAAACGUUAAUAGCAGAAUACCAGAAGAAUAAGAAUGUGGAGGAUGCAGUCAACAGUGUGAGAGAGAUGAGGGCUCCCAGACAUUUCCUGCCAGAAUUGUUGAGUAAGAUUAUUCUCUGUUCUCUGGAGUGGUCUGAUGAGGAUAAGGAGCAUGUUGGUACACUGAUUCACACACUGCGCACAGAAGGACUUGUCACAGGAGAAAAUUUCAUGCAGGCUCUGAUGAAUGUGUUGGAUCAGUGUCCUAAUCUUGAGACAGACAUCCCUUUGGUGAAGUCUUACCUGGCUCAGUUUGCAGCACGGGCUGUCAUUGCGGAGCUAGUCACCAUCGCAGAGUUGGCCCACCCUCUUGAAAAUGGCACCCACUUCCCCAUUUUCUUGCUGUGCCUACAGCAGGUAUCCAAAAUGAAGGACCGUGAUUGGCUCACUGAGCACUUCCAGCAGAGCAAGGUUAACAUGCAGAAGAUGCUCCCAGAAAUUGAUCAGAAUAAAGACAGAAUGGUGGAGAUUCUCGAAGGGAAGGGCCUGAGCUUCCUUUUUCCGCUUAUGAAACUAGAAAAAGAGCUCUUAAAGCAGAUCAAAGCAGACCCUGCUCCCCAGAGCAUUUAUAAAUGGAUCAAGGACAACAUCUCACCAAAACUUCACACUGACAAGGGCUUCAUCAACAUUCUCAUGACCAGUUUCCUGCAGUACAUCUCAGCUGAGCUGUGUCUGUCUGAGGGCGAUGACAACCUGAGUGCCCCCAGUAAAGAGCAACUGGAGCAGGAAAAGCAGCUUCUUCUAUCCUUCAAGCCUGUUAUGCAGAAGUUCCUCCAUGACCACACUGACCUGCAAGUAAGUGCCCUGUAUGCUCUACAGGUGCACUGCAACACGUAUGCUUUUCCUAAAGGUAUGUUGCUUCGGUACUUUGUUCAUUUCUAUGACAUGGAGAUCAUCGAAGAAGAUGCCUUCCUUGCCUGGAAAGAAGAUAUUACCCAAGAGUUCCCUGGAAAAGGAAAAGCUUUAUUCCAGGUAAAUCAGUGGCUGACAUGGCUGGAGACAGCUGAGGAAGAGGAGUCAGAAGAGGAGGCUGACUGAAGGAAGAAUCACCUAUCAUUCAACCCUGCCAGUUACCCCACUGCAACAGCACAUGCUUUUCACCUCCAAUACAUUCUGCUGUUUUGCUAGAUCCAGUGAACAUCUUGAAACGUAUUACUGUAAUCAGAAUCUUGGCUAUUAAUGUAAUAUGGAUACAUGAGUUACAUUUACUUUAAUAUAGAUCAAUUUGUUUUACUGGUGAAAGUUACAUAUUGGGGCUUGCUUGACAGCUAAACCUGAGCAGUGAUUUUAGUUCUAGUUUUGUUAGCACAAUAAUAAAUGCCUGUGUGAUUCGGUUUAAAUCAUUUUAGCAUGUCUGUGUUUUUGAACAAAGUUGGUUGAUGCGUUUAAAUGGCUGCUUCCAAGGAACACACACAAGAUCAUGUGACUUUAGGCAGUGCAUUGUCUUUUUAUCCUUCAACAUGCAUGACCUUCCGACUCUAAUCAGAGAUUUUUGUUUCUAUAACCUUUUAGUAGUUGUCCAUUUCUACCUCAUUUAGAAUAUCAUGUACGACACACUACUUGUUUCCAGAAUUUGCAGCAAAGCUUUAAUGUUUAUUGAAUACUGUUCUUUGUAAGGAAGAAAGGAAAAAGGGGUGACGGAUAUGUCCUUGUUCUCCUGCAUUUCUGUAACAACUUCAACUUUUGACUCUGAUGGAUAAAUAAUGCCUUUGUCAGGUACAAUGUUGCAGUAGCAAAUUUCUGCAGUAUUAUUGCAAUGUGGUUGCAAUGGUAGAUGCAGUAGCUUGUUAUUGUUAAUGGAUAGAAAUUCUACUAAAAACAAAAAUCCAAACAAAGUGGGUAUUUUCAUUGUUAAUAAAUAAACUUUACUUAUUAAAAAUGAAUAGAUAACCCACCAUUCUGCUUUUUAUUUUCAGAUUAAGUGAAAGUAUUUUGCCCUUGUCAAUAAGUAAUACACAGGAAACCUGUUA